Messenger RNA from Linum trigynum, 2184 nucleotides. The record is from the annotation of a GenBank genome assembly. NCBI's taxonomy places the organism in Eukaryota, Viridiplantae, Streptophyta, Magnoliopsida, Malpighiales, Linaceae.
CCCGAUCAAUUAUGUUUAAAUUAAAUCCCCCACUGAAAACCUACUAAGAAUAGACAAACAAUUGACCCUUUUACCAAAACUAAUCAUCGUCUCUGUGAAUCAUGAUAAUCCUAUAACGUUCCUCCUUUUUCACUCCUUUCAUUGGUGAAUUAUACCGAACCAUGGUAUGAUUUUACAAUCCUAAAAAAGUAUAAGACUGGACAAUCAUAGGGUGGAAUACCAUGGUAUGAUUUUACGAUCUAACCUUGGAAUACCGUCUCCAUCAAAUCCAGCCGGCGGAAGAGCCCACCAUGGCGCAAUAAGAGAAGCCGGCCCAGCCAAUAUUCAUUCCCCGUCGUCGCCAAAAAUGUUGAAAACUGUCUGUCACCCUACUGUCUUUCCAUAAUUCAUCGCCUCCCCCUCGUUGUUGCUACUUCAAACUUCAAUUAUUUCUUCUGUUUAAGAUAAGGGCAACGCAGAUUUCACCUUUUCGUUGCUGCGUCGUCAGCAGAUAAGGGGCUCUCGAUUAUUGGCUCCAAUUAGCAUCAUGACCCAGGAGAGCGAUGGAGCCUUGAAUUUGAUGGCGUCUUUUGGGGCACUGAAGGAAAUGAACAGUGUUGAGACGACCAAGGAUUGAAGCCUGGAUUGAAUCACGUGUCUCUCCAGUGCCUCUUCUUCUUCUUCUUCUUCUUCUUCUCCUCCCAUGUUAACUACAGCCAGCCAGCAAUGAAUUUGGCACCAGAAAAUGACACUCAUGAAAUAGUAAGGCGCUAAAAAAGGGGAAUAAAGAAAGAAGAAAAAAAAAAAAAAAAACAGAAUCCAACUGGUACUUGCCGCCCAUGUCUCCCAUUUGCACAUGCCAGCAUCCACGAGUCACUGUCCCCCCAAUUUCCCUCCAAACAAGGUCCCCUAUCCACAACAAGCAAGGGAAGGGAGGGGGGGAAAAAAAAACUGGUGAAAAUGAUAAAAAAUAAUAAUAACCUUAUCCCAACACGAACAAGAAUGAACCACAAGAGCACAUGCUACUCUGAGAGCUGAGAGAGAGAAGACUAUCGAGUGGCAGGUUACCCAUUUUCAGCUUAAGGAGGGAGAAGCUAUGGAAUCCUUGAGCUGCCAUUUUCAGUUCACGUUUCAUAGAGUUUCCAAGAAUGUGAAAUCCAGGUCUUCUUCUGUCUCCUGCUCGAUUCAGCCUACUCAGAGCAACAUCAAGGUAGUGAUCAAUGGAGCAGCAAAAGAGAUAGGGAGGGCAGCUGUGUUGGCAGUUACCAAAGCCAGAGGGAUGGAAGUUGCUGGUGCUGUUGACAAACAAUUUGUCGGAGAAGAUAUUGGAAAGCUCUGUGACAUGGAAGAACCGCUGGAAAUACCAGUGAUAAAUGAUCUCACCAUGGUUCUAGGUUCCAUAUCUCAGUCGAAAGAGACAGGAGUGGUUGUUGACUUCACUGAUCCUUCCACGGUUUACGAUAAUGUCAAGCAGGCGACGGCAUUUGGGAUGAGAAGUGUGGUGUAUGUGCCCCGGAUUAAAGUAGACACCGUAGGGGCAUUGUCAGCAUUCUGUGAUAAGGCCAGCAUGGGAUGCCUGGUUGCGCCAACUCUAUCAAUCGGAUCGAUUCUCCUCCAGCAAGCAGCUAUUUCAGCUUCCUUCCACUACAACAAUGUAGAAAUCCUGGAAUCAGCAGCAGAUGCAACUGACCUUCCAUCAGCAGAUGCUGUCCAAAUUGCAAAAAACCUCUCCAACCUGGGGCAGAUCUACAACAAGGGAGAUAUAACAACAGAUGUUGCGGCAAGGGGACAAGUUCUUGGAGAAGAUGGGGUCAGGGUGCACAGUAUGGUACUACCAGGGCUCCCUUCCAGCACAACAGUUUACUUCUCUGGCCCAGGAGAGGUUUACUCCGUCAAGCAUGACAUAACAGGGGUGCAGAGCCUUAUGCCUGGUCUAAUCUUGGCAAUUAGAAAGGUGAUCCGUCUUAAGAAUCUAGUGUACGGCCUGGAGAAAUUUUUGUAGGAAACUAGUAAAGUUCCCUCAUUACUGGAAGCAAACAAGCAGUUGAAGAAAACAUGUCUUCUGUAGACUGGGCUUUUUCAAAAAGGGAACACAGCAGAGAAGAGGAUACUGUUUAGUAGAGAGAUGAGUAUAUUAAAUCUAUAUCUGUUCCGCACUAGCGAAACGUGUUGGAUAAGAGGGGCAAUUAAACAUGAUAGAUUCAA